AUGUUGGCGAGCAACUCCUUCACCAUCAAGGCAAUUGCCUUUGGAGCCUUGGCUCUGACUGCCUCGGCCGCCGUCCCAACCGACAACAAGCUCUGGAAAGUCCCCGCUCGAAUAGAAGGCGAUUCUCUGGAACUCGCAUGGCAACAGCUCCCUGUCAAAUCGGUGAAGGUUGACACCGCUUGGCACGAUGGACGGACGUUCUCCUACUACCCCUUCAUCUACAAUUUCGGCGGCACUUUGUACCUUCUCUUCUCGGCCAGCGCAAAAGACAUCGAUGGCAUGGGCCAGGAGGUGCGAAUCUCUUCCAGCAACGAUGCGGGUAUUACGUGGAGCAAGCCAGAGGUUGCUUUCCCUGCAGCGCUCCUGCCAAACCAGACAACUGUGAAAAACUCGAAGUACUACUGCGAUGGAGGUAUCCCACAACGUGCUUUGCAGCCAUUGACCAUCACGUCCCUGCCAGGCGGUUCAUUCCAAGUCUUCGCCGUGGCGCAAUCGAGCGACAACAUCUGCCCCGGCUAUUUCCAGUCAGCUGGCCGUAUUGCUCGCGAGCUUAACGUCCACGGGUCCGGGACCGGGUUGUUCAUGGGCGACCCAUGCUGGAUCGAGACGAACGACUACACCGGCGCUCACGAAUGGGCGGAGACUGUCUAUGGAACUCAGUAUGGAAUGAAAGUAUGCGAGCAAAAGGAUGUCAUCAACACGGCUGUGAACGAACCAGACAGCCUCGGCCCAGUGGCUACACAGCUCUUCAAUUCGCCAAUCAUCGCUAGUGAUGGCCAGCACAAUGUCACCUAUCCCACCAAAGCAGUCUGGCACAAUUCUCCAGAUGGUAGUGGUUACUGGCAACGAUUCUGGCAAGACGCUUCUGUCAGGAACAACACCGGCUCCGCUUGGGUAGAGUACAGUACAGACCGGGACGGCAAGAACUGGUUCCCAGCCACAGACUCUGGUAGCCAAAUCCAUGAGACCAACAUCUACCAGGAGGGAGAAAAGGCUCACUUCGGAGCCUUCGAAAGCACGGAACAACUUCGCUACUAUGUAUCGAAUGGCGGCAUGACCAAGGCCUUGGACCAGGAACUCCUGACCAUUGCGACGUCGCGAGGUGACGACCCGGCGUUCCACAAGAUCGGCAUUGUGCGUGGAGGCAAUGCGGGCAAGAAAGUUGCCAGAGGUACACGAGGUCUUGCUCCGGGAGUCCCCGGGUUUUAUUGGCCGUCCGCCGCUGAGGUUGGUGACAAGCUUGCUAUUGCCUACAGUGAGAACAGGCAGGUCAUUUGGGUCAGUGUGAUCGAGGAGGCGAAGCUUCCGUAA
This is a messenger RNA of Fulvia fulva, 1311 nucleotides long. RefSeq lists its product as uncharacterized. The record is from RefSeq and is a predicted model, not a curated record. Lineage: Eukaryota; Fungi; Ascomycota; Dothideomycetes; Mycosphaerellales; Mycosphaerellaceae. Bases 1 to 1311 code for a protein of 436 amino acids. The transcript has a single exon.